Nezara viridula (southern green stink bug) is the source of this 129-nucleotide messenger RNA. NCBI's taxonomy places the organism in Eukaryota, Metazoa, Arthropoda, Insecta, Hemiptera, Pentatomidae. The record is from the annotation of a GenBank genome assembly.
AUGAGCUCUGAAUUUGAUACUAUAUCUCAACACAAGGCAGAUUAUUACAACACAGGAGAAAUGACGCAUAUGGUGAAUACAAUAGAUAUAAUUAUUUUAAACUGGAUCCAUAGAAGGUCAACUUUUUAG